Hippopotamus amphibius kiboko is the source of this 3473-nucleotide messenger RNA. Its product is annotated as retinoic acid early transcript 1E-like. The coding region runs from base 342 to 1325 and encodes 327 amino acids. The transcript is spliced from 7 exons. NCBI's taxonomy places the organism in Eukaryota, Metazoa, Chordata, Mammalia, Artiodactyla, Hippopotamidae. The record is from RefSeq and is a predicted model, not a curated record. Gene Ontology annotation, cellular component: external side of plasma membrane. Gene Ontology annotation, biological process: immune response; antigen processing and presentation of endogenous peptide antigen via MHC class Ib; antigen processing and presentation of endogenous peptide antigen via MHC class I via ER pathway, TAP-independent.
GCGAAGGAUGGGCGGCGAGUGGACCCCACGGCGGGUCCCACGCUUGCUCCUCCAGUGGCCUUGGGAGGAGUUUGCCGCGUGCAAAGAACAGAAGCUAUUAGAGUAACAACGUCCCGGCUUUUCUUGAGUCUCGGCUCCAACAGGAGUGUUGGACUCUCUUGCAUACCCACCUUCCGUGAUAGACCACGUGCUCUCUGCCUGCAGCUAGUUUGAUCAACAUUGGGGUGUACUUGGGCUUCCUCAGUCUUGGACUGAAGACUUGGGGCAGUGCUCAGAGGUGGAGGUGCAGAUACAGGCCAGGCUAAUUUUUGCAGGUUACUUUCCUAAAACUGCUAGGAGGAAUGUCGCUGGCUCGCACUUCAGGGCUUCUUUUGCUGAUACUGCUGCUGAUAGAACCCAGGAAGACUCUGGGCAAUGGUCACUCUCUCUGCCUCAAGCUCACUGUCAAAUCUCAGUCCAGACCUGGGCAGCCCUGGUGUGAAGUCCAGGGCUCAGUGGACACAAAGCCUUUCCUCCGGUAUGACAGUGACAGCAACAAGGUCAAAGCUUUGGGUCUCCUGGGGGAGGAGGUAAAUGCCACAAAAGCAUGGACAGAAUUGAGCGAAAUGCUGCGAGAAGUGUGUCAAGAGCUCAGGAUGGUCCUGCCUGUCAUGAAACUGGAGCAAAAGGAGCCCGGGGGUCCUCCCACCCUGCAGGUCAAGCUGUGUUGUCAGCGUGAGGCCGAGCGACGCACUGGUGCAUCCUUACACUUCAACCUCAAUGGACAGCCAGCCCUCGUCCUUGAUGCGAUGAGCAUGAACUGGACAGUCCUCAAUCCUGGAGCCACAGGGAUCAAGGAAGCGUGGGAGAACAACCAGGAACUGGCCGCGUAUUUCAGCAAGAUCUCAAUGGGAGACUGCGGUCACUGGUUUAGGGAAUUCCUCGAACACUGGGAGAACAUGCUGGAACCAGAGCCCACAGAACCCCUGAUAAAGGCCCUGGAUAAUGGCCAGUCCGCCUCCAUCCAGUUACCUGAAUGUGUCAUCCCAUUGAUCUUCAGCUGCUUCGUCCUGAUUGGCACCAUCAGUCUGUGUCUGUGUCUUCUUCAAGCUUGCGGCACCCGUCACUCACCUCGAGUCGCCGAGCUGGUCUCGGCACUGGAGUGGCCUGUAGAGUGGACUGCUGACCUCAAAAUCACCUCAAAACACUGCUCAAACAAAGGAGUAACUACACCCAUACCGGGACAAGAAGAAGCCAUCAGAAGUAGACAGCUAUCCCAAGAUGCCGGAGUUGAUCUGUAUGAUUAUUUGCAGUGCCUUCUUCAUUUCUUGGACCCUUGCAUAUGAAUCAAAUGGAGUUUUUUCUAUCAUGAGCAUAAUCUUGUGCAGAUUUUAAAAUUAAUUCAAUUAUUGGGUUUAUGGUCAAUUACCUUUAUCCAGUACUCCUGGGUUACCUUGGUAGGCUUCUCCACUCCAAGGCUCCAACUGGAUGGUCCUCAGGAAAUUUAUUCUAGAAGAAAGAGUUGUAGUUCUCUUUCAGCAACUAUUGAUAUUGCUACACGGAACUCCUUCACUGGACCAUGGCCAAAAAUGUGAAUUUUCUUUUAAAAUUAUUCAAACAAAAUCAAAGCAGUAAGCAAAAUUUCGGUCAAAGAACAUAACCGCCCUCAGUUAUGGAAUGGGUUUACGUGGCUAAAUAAAUGUGACCACACCAGGCUAUGGUCAUUUAAGUUUAAGGACGCCCCCCUUCUGUUGGAAACAAUUAAACCAUACUAUGGAUAAUCAGUCUAAUAACACUAGGAAAUUGGAUUGGGUAGCUUAUGAACAAUGAAUGCCCUUAUAUCACUUCCCUUAAAGAUAAGAAUUGGUACAGAGACCUGAGGAUAUACUUGGCUAUGCCUAAUGGGAGUUCUUGACUUAAAUUCUUACUUAUGACCUUCCUAGUACUACUAGCUAUAUUACUUGUAUUCUGCCUGUUUUAUAAGAUUGUUGUGUCUUGCGUUACCAAAUAUGUGACAAGCCUCCGAUAAAAUGAUGACUAGGUGACGUGAAGCAGUCAACCAGAUAUACAGUUCUGUAUAAAAGCAAUGAUUUUAAAAGUGUAACUCUAGAUAGGGACAAAAGCAACAAGGGGGAAUCUUUUCCUGGACCAGAACAGAGUAACACAGGUGCUCCAGAGACUAUUGGCUGCUAUUAAUAGGGCCUAGUCCAGUACUAGCACACUGAGUGGCGUAUCAACGAAAUGCUUGCCUGCCCUGGGGGCGAGCAUUCCCAGCACCAGGGAACACAAUGGUCGUGAAAUGCCUCACAAACCGUGGUUGAAUUUAUGACCAUGAGGGGGACACUGCACACUAAAGAAUGUUGCUUGCUCUCUAAGGAUUAGGUCAUUAGUCAUGUCAGUCACUGACCUUUAACAGAGCCUGAAAGGAGUUUAAGGCAGAGAUCAGGAAUAAGACACUCUGUGCUUUGGGAAAAACUGGCAGAAGAGGUCUUCAGAUAGUUACACAUUUUUAGGAGAAAGUUUUAUGAACCCAAUUUCUUUCCUCUUCUCAUACCUAGAAAAGCACUACAAUCAUUAAUGGAGACAGCUGCUCCUCAUAACUAGCAACAACCUUCUGCUGAGAUGUGUACUUGACUGCACGUACCUCCUUCACCAAAAUCACAUGUACAUACUGACCUCUCCCCGCAUCUCUUCAGAGCAGUUCUUCAGAGCUAUCUGACAGGGUGUCUCCCAAACAAUAGUCCUCAGUAAGCCCCACAUAAAAGUUAACUCACAGCUCUCAUGCUCAUGGGUGGGGUUGUUUCUUAUCAGGUGAAUAACAAAGACUACAUCCUGGCAGGUGCAGGAAUUUUGAUAUUUGGGAGACAUUUAAAGGAGAGAAAUCCACCCAAGCAGAAUCUGAGGGCAAGCCCUUUGGCUUCCCUGGCUUUGAGAGGCCUUUCAAAAUGUCAGUCUGAGACUCCUUAUGGAAAGUUUCAGCACAGACAAUUUAAAAGAGCCUAUGUGAUCAAUUAAUCAGAGUUACUUUGCAAACAGGUUAGUCUUAAUUUGGCUCUAUUUGGCAAAAAAUGAGGGUAAAUUUAGAGAGAAAUUUACUGCAUCUUAAUUUCUAAUUUUUUUAAUUGAGGUCUGUAUUUACUAAGACCCACUUCCCAGAUAAUCCUUCAUGUUAUAUUACGUAGUUGUAAACUGUAAUUGAAUUGUUCAAAGGACACUCUUAAAUUUGUUUCUGAAGCUUAUCACAGCAAUCUGUCUUUAGAUGAAGAUCAGAUGCACCAUGAUCUGUGACCAGGCCCUAUCAAAAUUAAAAGUUAUUGUGUUAGCCAUACUUUUGCCCUGCUGUUCAGGAAGAAAAGAAAAUUAUCUAGUGAAGUUGUCACAGAGUAUAACUACUAUGUAACACUGCUUGCCUUAAGUCUACUGCUAAAAGCACAAGUACAAUAUUUGUAUUAUAAUUCAGUAUAAUUGAUAAAAUGGAUACCCUAUAAAAUGUU